AUGAAGCACCAGCCUGAGAGGGAUCGGCCCGAUUGGCCACGCUCCUUCAAACCACCACUUUCCCCCGAAAAAGGGACGAGAGCCUCAGGUCCCCAAACGAGCGCUCCCUCGCCCAGAGACCCCGGCUUGCACACCCCGCCCUGUUCCCCGCGGCGCGGGAGGACAGGCCGCCCCACACAGGAAGUGUGUCCUGCGCCGGGACCUUGCGCCCAGCCCGCCAGUACCUGCCCUCCGCCCCCAACAGGCGAGAAGCAGCCGCGUCCACAUGGCUUCAGGUGUUCACAUGGCAGUAAACGGGCCCCUGCCCUCCCGGGCGCCCCAGCGCGGCGCCCUCCUGCCCACAUCCCGGCCCAGCCCCGCUGGCCUCGCCUCCAGCCCGUAGCCAAGAGGCGAGCGCGGCCGGUGCCCCGGGGGCUGCCAGGGGCCCCGAAGCAGGCAGCGCUGACUCCUGGACGCCGCCCGCUCACACCCGCCGCCUUUGCACCCAAGGCCUCGCGCGACGAGCAGAUGUUAGGGGAGUAUGUGGCUUCCUUUCCUGAAGCAACCCAACUUACAAGUAAAUUGGGAUUGGAAAAGUGCUUCCGGCAGCAGGUCACUGAUUCCACUACCAUCUGUCAGCGUGGAUUGAUUGAGGAGACUGGCCCUGCUCGGCAGAUCAGUGACUUGUGCUAAGUGAGCCAGGGUGUGGGUGCCUUCAGAGCAGGCGGAUGUCCUUCCUCGCUUGCCAGCUCUCGUGAGCAGACACACAGCCCUCACCUUUAUCCUUCACCAAGCUCCAGCUCUCCUUCCUCUUGGAAGGUGCCGCCUGCUAACUCAGUCACACCAAGAGGAAGGCCUGGAAUUCCUGCUCACAAGCUCGGAGCUUCAUCUGCAGUCUUCCAGGAGGCAACUUACAAAAGCCUCUGGCUAACAGAGCGGGAAACUCCCCACAGCCUGCUGCUGUGCCUGAGCCCAAGCCACGCAGUGUCCCCUUGCAAAGCACAAGGAUACUGAGAGUGCACAAACAGCAGGGGUGGAGAGCCUCUGUGGGCACGCCCUCAUUCUGUGCCCUCAUUCCACAAGAGCCCCUGCUUUGUGCAAGUCUCUGAGCCCGCAUGGAGGGAGCAUGGGGGCUCAGAACAGUUCUUUCUGGGGCAAGGUCAGGGGAGGCUCUAAAGUUAUGGUGGUGGGGAGGGCCUUAAAACAGAGGACCAGAGAAUACCAAGACUUAGGGGUGUGGGGGAGAGCCACCUGCUGUGCCCAGAAGGACUGUGCCCAGUGCAGGGGAAGAAGAUGAAGCUGCGGAGUUGGGCAAGGGUGGGAUCCUGCAGGGCCUUGUAGCAUUGACAUGUUUGGCAUGGAUUUGUUUCACAGGGUCCCACAGAAACUUCUGCUCUCCAGGUUUGCCCCUCCACUCUGCCCUCCAGGAUAAAAGUGUGGCAUCCUAAUCUGGGAUGCAUCCAUCUCUUCCCCCUGGACUGUGAGCAUAUGCAGGGCAGAGACACCUCUGCUUCUCUUGGGUCUCCGGCAUCCUGUGCAGGGUAGGGUACCAUGUCCAUUAAAAUGAUGUUAAUGAGGAUGAUACAGCCCAGAAGAUUCCAGGCUUACUAUGAACCAGGCACUACGCAGAUUUCCCUUUAUCAUCCCAGUUCUUCUUAUUUGCAGCAGUCUAAUGAGUUUGGUACUGUUAUCACCCCUAUAUUACAGAUGGGGCCACUGAGUUGCAAAGAGUUUAACUUAUCCCAAGUCACACAGUUUGGAAGAGGCUGAGCUGGUAUUUGAACCCAGGUUUUCAGAGGCUGCACUCUUAACCACCAAGCUUCCCAGCACUCAGCAAACACUGGAAAGACAGAGAUGGACCUAGACAGUCAGUGGGACCAAAAGUCUGCAGGCUGAUAGGGAAAGAAUGUAAGAGGACGGCGUGGGCAGCACCAGCCCCUCCCGCAGUCAUAUAUUAAGCCCUGGACAGUGGGCAGCUGGGGCAGGUGGGGGGCCUCAGACUCUCGGACCCCACGCCUGGAAGACCACGGUCUGCCCAACAAGCAACAGCUGCUGUGAAUCGACUUACACAUCUUCCCCACAGGUAAGCAGAGAGCUAACACCUGAGGAUAGGCCAGGAAACGGGAAGCCUGUGCAGCCUGAGCGCACAGAUCACUCCCACCUGCCCGGCACUCACUGUCCCUAGUGGCUGGACUCUCACUGGGCCAGUCACUGAGCUGGAGCCAGCCUGGUCUCACCAGUGUGUGUCUUUAAAUCAUCCAAUUUCUUCAGCUGUAAAUUGGGCUGGGAGGGGCCAAGUGAGCUGCCUGCCUCAGGGGAGUCGGCGCCCUUACCUGAGUGAUCCCAUUCACUCCUCACAACAAACCCAUGAGGCAGGGAUUGUCAUCUUCGUUGUACAGAGCAGGAAAUGGGUGCACACAGAGGUUAAGAGACUUGCCCAGGUCACACAGCUAGGAAGAGGCUGUGAUUUGAACUCAGUCUUCUGGCUCCAAAGCCCCCACAGAGUCACUCGGCACUACAAAGAGUUAACCUGAAUAUGAAAUGAUCUAAGAGUCACAGUGACAAAGGCAUGCUCUAAGCACUUUUCCUGCAGUAACUUGCUUAAUCCUUACAACAACCCUAUAAAGUGGGUACUGUUCUCGCCUCAUUUCGCAGAUGAGGAAACUGAGGCACAGAGCAGCUCGGAGGGGGCAAAGCUGAAUCUGACAGGCUACAGGGCCCCUGCGUUGCUUUGUUAUAAGAUGACAAUAAGGAAGUUCCUUUCCUUUGGGAUUAUUUCUGCCUGAAAGCUCAAGACUUUUAGCCACAUCAUUGUCUAGGCUCCACAGGAAGACAGUGCCACAUGCUGAGGCAUGCUGGGAAAAGACUUUGUUCCAUCCUGUUUUGUUGACAUGCUCUUCAUUUUUUAAGCCUGAAACCCAAGCUUCCUGCUAAGAAUUCAAACCAUGGAGAAAAACGCAGCCAUGAUAACGGCCACUACUUCCUGAGCCUCCAGCGUUCCCUGUGCUUGGGGAUCCAUAUAUGUCACUUAACCUUAACCUUCACGACACCAAGGCAGCCUCCAUUUUCACAAGUGAAGAAAUGGAGGCCCAGAGUCACUUAGAAGAUGCCCGAAGGUGCACAGCUGCUAAGUAGUGGCGCUGGGAUUUGUCCUCAGGUCCUCGAGAGUCCUGACUCUUAUCUGCUGGCUCCCCACGGAGGCGUGGAGUCUUGUUUGCUGGGCAUUUGACAGAAAUGUUUCGGCUCAUCUGCCACAGAUUGGUCCUUCAGCGUCAAGAUUCCUGGGCCACUUAUUAAUAGAAGGCACCAGGACACAGGUGCAGGGAUGCAGAGCUGGAUGCUGCCUUCUCAACAGGAGAAGCCAAGAAAUGCAGAUGCCGAUGCCCAAUCAACUCCAUCUCUCCCUCUAGUGACUCGGGAAUAGCUGCCCUACCACCAAGGUGAUUGUCUUCUGGAAGCAGCCACGCCGUGUGAGGUUCCUCAUCACUGCCCUGCAUCUCCCUGCGAGCUCUCGGGGAUAACUGCCAAAUCACGUUUGAUUCCAGGGGAGCAGAAAGCAGCAGCAGCCGUGAAUUCUCCAACUCUUAACUGGUCCUCGACUGGAGCCACUUUGCCCUGCCCACCCAUCCCUGUGGCGGAUUCAUUACAGUUAUCCAAAGCCGGUUUUGACUUUGCUCCCCCUGGCUCAGAAGUCUGUCAGUGGGUCUUGAGCAGCUUCACCAUUCUAGUUUAUUCCUAUCAGCCUGGAAUACAAUGCUCUAUCUGGCUCCGCUUGCUUCUCCAAACCUUCUCUCCCAGGUCUCAUUCUGCCUCUCUGCCUAACUAGACAAGUUGGCUUCCUGUCCCGUGCCUGUCUGCUCCCUGCAGCAGGAAUGCUCUUCCCUAUGGAUUGAAAUUAUACCCUCUUUUUUUUUUUUUUUUUUGAGACGGAGUCUUUCUCUGUCCCCAAGGCUGGAGUGCAGUGGCGCGAUCUCGGCUCACCGCAACCUCCACCUCCUGGGUUCACGCCAUUCUCCUGCCUCAGCCUCCCGAGUAGCUGGGACUACAGGCGCCCGCCAACACGCCCGGCUAAUUUUUUGUAUUUUUAGUAGAGACGGGGUUUCACCGUGUUAGCCAGGAUGGUCUCGAUCUCCUGACCUCAUGAUCCGCCCGCCUCAGCCUCCCAAAGUGCUGGGAUUACAGGCUUGAGCCACCGCGCCCGGCUAUACCCUCUUUCAAGUCUUACUCAAAUGCCACCUCCUCCACAAACUCUUAACACUUAUUCAUUCAUUCAACAAAUACUGACUGAGCCCUUAUGACAAGCGUUGAUCCCAAGGGUCCCUGUGGUCAUGAAGCUUAUGGUGCCAUGGAGCAGUUAGAAAAAGAAUCAUCACAUAAAUAAUCAUCUGAUAACAGCCGUGAUACAAAUUAGUAAGAAAGUGUGGCAGGAGCACAGCAGAUGUACAAUAGGGACCCAGAGCCUUGGGGAUCUAGGACAUAUGAGCUGAGGCCUGAAAGACAAAUAGGAAGUAACCACAUGGUGAAGUUGGAGGAGAGCUCCAGGCAGAGGGCACCGCAUGGGCAAAGGCCCUGCGGUCGGAGGGAACAAGUAGGUUUCCAGGAAGGGCACGGGGGCCUGCAGGGUAACUUAAGUGAAAUGAGAAAGCUGGAGAUGCAGCUGGAGCAGGACAGUACCGGCCACGGAGGCUUUGCGACUUCAUCCCUGGGCAAAAAGAGGAGAUGAUGAAGGAUUCUGAGCAGAGGACACAAGCCAAUAUGUAUUUAGACGCGAUCCUGCCCUGUGGCUGAGCCUCUUCUGAGAAGUGCAGGCGCUGUGUCAUGUCACCCUGAAUCUCAGUCAUCAGGGUUUUGGAUGUGAGUUUCCGUAUCCUUCCUCCUAGGCCAAGCUCUCAAAGGCAAGGCUGACCUGUGGUCUUCAGCUUCAUCCCCAUCAGCCAGGCCAGUGCCCAGCACAAGGAGCUGCUCCAAAAACAUACGUGGGAUGAACCAGUGACCAGGACAAGACGCUUAUCAGCAUUUCCCUGCGAAGGAGCAGGGCUGCCUGUAAAGCCUUCCACAUUCUCUAGAAAUUACAAAGUUCAAGGGUUUUAGUGAGGCCACGACUCAGGGAGCCCUUGAGAGCCAAGCUGGCAUCCCACUGCUGUGCACACCCAGCCUGGGCACACAGUAUGACCCUGCCCAGGCAUCUGCCUGUGGCCUCUGGUGAAUGACCAGAAACAGAACCGAAAGCUCUGUAAAGUGCUCUCGAGGUUACAAAGCGUGUUUCACAGGAGCAGUUUCAUCUCACGUAGGCAGCCCUCUGAGCUGGGUAGUUACUGCUUUACAGAUGAGGAAACUGAGGCCCAGGAGAGGGCGGGUCCUCAGCAAAUCAAGACAAAACUGAGACUAGGACCUAACAGAAGUGCAGGCUAUGAAUGGCCCCCGUAGGGUUAAAAGAGCUUUCUAGAAAUUUCUUUGAAAACUAUUGUAAAGUGACAUAUUUCCUCAGGAUGUCUGUCACACCAGCAGUGGGAGCCAACACACCAACUCUCAGAGGCUGUUCCCCCUGCGCAGCAGAUCCAGACGCUCAGCUCCCAGGCCCGGAGGCUGGCGGCUUAGCCCAGGGCACAGGAGGAGGCUGCCUGGGCUUGGCGCUGACUUACAGCAGGUGCUGAGGGAAUGCUGAAGAGAGGCAAGGCUGAUUCAAGAGGACGGCAACAGAGAACAUUCCUAGAGCUCUCCCGCCAGCUGGGCAUGGUGCUAAGUGCAUUACCUGCGUUCACUCACAACAUCCUCACAACACUGUGAGUACAAUGACCAUCCCCAUGUACAGGCGUGGACACUAAGGCUCAGAGCAAUAAAUAAUUAGCCUGAGAUCACAUGGCGGGUGAGUGCAGAGGCCGGAUCUGAACCCACACAUUGCCCUUAAGCAACCCCACGUCCUGAGCGAAGGUGAGCAGAAACAUCUUGGGAAGAGGGAACCACGACUGUAUCUUCCUCAGAAGCCAUGAUGGUACAGGGUACCCCUUCCCCUGCCCACCUGACGACCAUUAUCCCCAUUAUCAACAUAUCCCUCUGUGGGCAAAUAAUGACAGACAUGCAUGGUAA
Symphalangus syndactylus (siamang) is the source of this 6066-nucleotide messenger RNA. Its product is annotated as proline-rich protein HaeIII subfamily 1-like. Lineage: Eukaryota; Metazoa; Chordata; Mammalia; Primates; Hylobatidae. The record is from RefSeq and is a predicted model, not a curated record.